AUGUCCACCGAAACCCUAAUCUCCAUCGGCCCCUACAAGCUCUUCUACAGCCUCACCCCCCCCACUCCCCUCCCCAACCACUCCUCCAACCAACCACUCAUCAUAAUCAUCCCCGGCAUGGGCGACAGCCACCACAGCUGGAUCCCCUUCCAACGCCUCCUCGCCAGCACCAGCCCCAUCCCCGCCCGGAACCUUCUCUACGACCGCGCCGGUCUCGGCCAAAGCGACUCCCCACCCACCCCCUCCACCCCUCGAACCGCCACAACCAAGGCCCAGGAACUCAACCUCCUCCUAACCACAACCAACCUCCCCGGUCCCUACAUACUAAUCUCGCACUCCUACGGCGGGAUCAUCGCCCGAGAAUUCCUCGCUCUCCACACGCCCGAUAUUGCAGGGAUGGUAUUCGUGGAUGCCGAGAUGGAAGAUACAUCUUCCGUUAUGAACGUUCCCUGGGAAACACUCCAUUCGUUACUGGGUGAUAUGGACUAUUAUGCUGCUGUGGGGUUAGAUGACGAGAAUGUGUUCUCGGGGGAUGGGGAUGAGUGGAGGGAGUUGAAAGCUGAAAGUGAGCGGCAGAGAACGAAGGAUAUGAGUGAAAUGGAAGGGGUGGCGAGUGAGGAAUCGUGUAAUAUAUUGCGGGGGAGACGGCAGCUGGAGAGGAAGGUGUUGGGUGAGAGGCCUGUGGGGGUGCUCAAGGCGAAUUUGGUAAGGGAUUAUCAGAGGAUUUAUGAGGCGGUUGUUGUGGGGAUGGGACGGGGGAGGGAGAGGGAGAGGGAGGCGAUGAGGGGGUGA
This is a messenger RNA of Aspergillus sclerotioniger CBS 115572, 792 nucleotides long. RefSeq names its product alpha/beta fold hydrolase. The transcript has a single exon. NCBI's taxonomy places the organism in Eukaryota, Fungi, Ascomycota, Eurotiomycetes, Eurotiales, Aspergillaceae. The record is from RefSeq and is a predicted model, not a curated record. The coding region runs from base 1 to 792 and encodes 263 amino acids.